UUUCACCGAAUGUGGUUCGGAGUGCACCCCGAACCUCUGCUAAAUUGCUCGUUCAAGGGUUCCCAAGAUGCAGUGUAAUCCCUGGGAGUCCGGUUCCUGGAGUCUAGCUGGAAUAUCUCCUACCGAGCUUGAGUUAUAUUCCUUGUUUCCCCUCUUCAGUUUGUUUUUCUUUCCAACUCCGCGUCCUGCUGUUUUCGAAUCUUCUCAAUUUGCAUUGAAGAUGCUGUCUAAAAAUCUACUCUUUCUUGCCUCUCUGCUGGCUCCAGCUGCUGCAACAGGGCUUGGGCCAGACUCGGAUGGAAAAUACACGAUUUCCUCAAAGGGUCUCCGAGCUCAAUUUGUAGCCUACGGAGCUAGUAUCUCGAACUUAUUCGUCAAAGAUGCAGAUGGCCGUGAGCGUGAUGUUGUCCUAGGCUUCGACAAUGCCACUUACUACGCGGAAGACCCCAUACAUGCGCAUUGGGGUUCCGUGCCUGGCCGAUAUGCCAAUCGUAUCAAGAACUCUACUUUUGAUAUCGACGGUGUUACCUACAACAUCCUGCCAAAUGAACACCCUACCCCUGAGCACCCAGAUGGAGUUAAUACUCUUCACGGAGGACCAAACGGCUGGGAUCACCGUGUAUUCAAUGUUACUGCACAGACGAGCAACUCUAUUACCUUCACCAUCACUGAUGAGGAUGGAAACCAAGGCUUUCCUGGAGAAGUUAUCAGCUAUAUUACUUACACGCUAAAUGAUCUGACUUGGGAUAUCACCAUGGUUGCCCACGCCACCACGAAGAAGACCCCGAUCAUGCUGAGUAGCCACACUUACUGGAACCUUGACGGUUUCCAGAACCCCGGGACAGGAACAAUCCUGAACCAUUCGCUGUGGCUGCCACACUCUGGCCAGCGAGUUGGUGUUGAUUCUAUCCUGAUUCCAGACGGAACGAUACUCCCAAACCAACCGGGGUCAGUGAACGAUUUCUGGUCCGCACCAAAGCAGCUCGGUGCCAAUCUCACGGCCCCUGAUCUCGUUGGUAACUGUGGCGAAGGCUGCACCGGAUAUGAUACCUGCUACCUCGUGAACCGAGAACAGGAUGGUCCAUACGACUGGCACUCUAAGCCAGUGGCCGUGCUCAGCAGCCCAUGGAGCGGCAUCCAAAUUGACAUUUUCAGCGAGCAGGAGGCAUUCCAGAUCUACACCUGCAACAACUACGAUAGCACUCUACCCGUAAAGUCGACUCAGGGUACCGAUGUCAGACGCACUGUACCAGCGUACGGAUGCAUCGUCAUGGAGGUCGAGGACUGGGUUGAUGCCAUCAACCAGCCGGAGUGGCAGCGAAGCAAGAAGCAGAUUUACGGGCCUUCGGAUGAUCCAUAUGUUCUGCGCGCGCAAUACGUCUUCUCGGCGAAUAAGAAGCAGCAGCACCAUUAGUUAUGCGAGUAGAGGUUAAUAUUCGAGAGAUAAAUUUUAACUUUCACAAGAUUAAAGUGAGCCGCCCCGAGCUGGCAUAAUCACUAAUUUACCAAAUAUAAAUUCAUCAC
Pseudogymnoascus verrucosus is the source of this 1524-nucleotide messenger RNA. RefSeq lists its product as uncharacterized. The coding region runs from base 68 to 1414 and encodes 448 amino acids. Gene Ontology annotation, biological process: glucose metabolic process; beta-D-galactose catabolic process via UDP-galactose, Leloir pathway. The record is from RefSeq and is a predicted model, not a curated record. Lineage: Eukaryota; Fungi; Ascomycota; Leotiomycetes; Thelebolales; Thelebolaceae. The transcript has 3 exons. Gene Ontology annotation, molecular function: aldose 1-epimerase activity; carbohydrate binding.